Thermothielavioides terrestris NRRL 8126 is the source of this 2688-nucleotide messenger RNA. RefSeq lists its product as uncharacterized. Gene Ontology annotation, biological process: regulation of fungal-type cell wall organization; signal transduction; activation of GTPase activity. The transcript has 3 exons. The coding region runs from base 124 to 2646 and encodes 840 amino acids. NCBI's taxonomy places the organism in Eukaryota, Fungi, Ascomycota, Sordariomycetes, Sordariales, Chaetomiaceae. Gene Ontology annotation, molecular function: GTPase activator activity. Gene Ontology annotation, cellular component: cell cortex. The record is from RefSeq and is a predicted model, not a curated record.
CCCCUCACCUCUUGUCGUCCCAGUGUCUUAGCUCAUGCAGCUUCUCGACCCGAACCUACGUCCUUGAACCUGGCGCCUGUCGCCGAAGCACAGCACACUGCCUAGUGCAGUGGCCUCGCAGCCAUGACUUCCGCCGCGCCGCCGCCGCCAGCACCGCAGUCCGCUACCUCGCAACAAAAUCGCCAACACCAAGCGAACCCUCCGCAGACCCCCAGCACGCCAGUCGCCCCCCAGAUACAGGCUGCUGUGUCGCCGCCCAGCAAGCGUGACCUGAAGUCGUGGUGGAAAGGCUUCAAGCUCCCUUCCAAGCAUCAGGAACACCAUGAUCCCCGCGCCCUCGGGAUAUUCGGUGUCCCCCUACGACAGAGCAUCACCUAUGCCAAUGUCGCCAUUUCGCUCGUGGACGAAGAUGGCAAGAGCUAUAUAUAUGGCUACGUCCCGAUCGUUGUCGCGAAAUGCGGCGUGUUCUUGAAGGAGAGAGCGACCGAGGUAGAGGGCAUCUUCCGUCUUAGCGGGUCCGAGAAGCGCAUCAAGGAGCUCAAGAACAUUUUUGACUUACCUGAUAGGUACGGCAAGGGGCUAGUUUGGGACGGUUACACGGUCCACGAUGCCGCCAACGUGCUCCGCCGCUAUCUCAACGACCUCCCCGAGCCCGUUGUUCCUCUGGAUCUUUACGAGAAGUUCCGGGAGCCGCUAAGGGGAGCUACGAAACUGGGCGCUGGCGACGCUGAGGGGCCCCAGUUCGUUGAGAACUUCGACAUGGAUGCCGCCAUCGUGAAGUAUCAGCAGUUGAUUAAGGAGCUGCCCCCCCUCAACCGCCAGCUACUGCUCUACCUCCUCGACUUACUUGCAGUAUUCGCGGCCAAGUCCGAUAAAAACCGCAUGACGUCGCAGAACCUGGCGGCCAUAUUCCAGCCCGGCAUGCUUUCUCACCCCAACCAUGCCAUGGCGCCUGACGAGUAUCGGCUGAAUCAAUGCGUCAUCAUUUUCCUCAUUGAAAACCAGGAUCAUUUUCUCAUCGGCAUGCAAGGCACGGCCGCAGAUGAGAAGACGGUAGAGGAGGUCCAAAAGGGGACCCCGGUCCUCAAUCCGCCCUCGACGCCGAUGCCGAAGCCGGGGCUCGUGCGGUCCGCGUCCACUGGGAGCGCCGGCGCCGAGAGUGUUGCCAGGGAUGGCUCAAUCCGGAGGAACAAGUCGACGUCUUCGAGACGGUCCCUGCACUCGAACGGUUGCCCAAGCCCGGGCAGCCCAGCGCUGGCGGCAUCAACCCCCACGAGCGGAUUGGCUCGGAGCAACACAGUCCCGUCCAAGAAGUCGCCGGCUCUACAGUCCGGGAGGUUUCCCCAUCGGAACGAUACGCCAGUGACCCCCCUCACCCCCGUCGCGCCGCCUGCUACGGCAGUAGUGUCUCCGCCGGCGGCUGUCGAAGAGGUCGAUACCCCUCCGGAGGAAUCGGCGCUAUCCCUCUCUGCUUCGACAGCACCAUCCAGCUCGCAGCCCGGCCUGUCCACUGCUGGUGCGAAGAGCCAGGAGCGGCUCCUCGAGCCUCCUGCUCCCGAAGCCACCACUCCAUCCAAAGAACGAAAACUGCCCAUCCUAUUCCAAAGGAUAGCGUCGAGCGAGAGCGACGGGCGCCAGCCGAACAAGCUAAGAAAGAAAAGGCUUCCCGGCAGCGCAAACCCCAGCGCUCACAGUUCAACGGCGUCGCUUGCCCAUUCCGCAGCCAUUUCCCCCAAUGCCGAGAUGGCGAAUCCUCUUGAGGCGAUCCCAUCUGCUUCUGGGAUAACGACAAGCGCUAGAGAAGCCGCGGCAACGCAGCUGGCCGAGACCCCCUCGGACUCGACGCCAAGAGCAUCCCAGGUUCCGCCCGGCAGCAAAGAAUUGGGCCCGAAUCCCGGCAGUACCGAACCGAGUAGCGGUAUGACCAACCCCGACCCCGGCGACGCUCAUGCCAGCAGCGCCCACGCGGAUACUCUCCACCCAAGCAGUGCACAGGCGCCCCUGAAAUCCAAAAGGUCUCCCCCAACAUCGCUCCACAGCUCAUUCAACGAAGGAUCGGACCUCGAUCAGGUCGACGAGCCGGUGGCAGCUCCUGUGGAGGCGGCCGUGCCCGACACGCCGAGCGACAAGGAAAAGAAGAAGCGUUGGCGCCUCUCGCGCAAGAAGGAAGACGUCAUACCGCCCGCCUAUGCGCCCCUCGCGUCUCCGCGGCCGGUGCUCGGGUCGAACGCGAAUGCGGACGCCAGCAGCACUUCGAUAAACAGCUCUGGAAAACCCGGACAGAGCGUGGGAGGAGACUCGACGGACCGCACCACCUUGACUGCCGAGGCUCCCCCGGCGGUUGAGGCUGCCGGCAAAGAGAGCCGGGAGGACUCGAAUAAACUCUCGAGCUGGAUCAAAAACAAGUACCGCGAGCACAAGGAGAAUGUCGAGCAGCGGCGCAACAAGUCGCCCCCCGGCGAGAGGACAGUCUCGCUGGGCGCCAGCCUCCUUCCGUCAGCGCGCGGGAAGAGCCUAGAUCUGAAGCGCAGCGAGGACGACAAACCGCCGGCGGCACCACAGCCGCCACAACCACCGUCAUCGCAGCCGCAAUCGCAGUCCCAGCCCCAGGCGCAGUCGCUGGCCCAAGAUCCCCAAACGCAAUAAGGGCCAGCCAAGCUGGGACAAAAGAAAGAACAAGCUCAAAAG